GUUUCACUUGGUGCUCAGGGUUUCUGGGAAUGCAGAAGGUGAUGCCCUUACUGCAUUCAAGAAGAAUAUGAUAGAUCCUACUGGUGCUCUUGAUAAUUGGAAUCCUAAUAUUUUAACUCCUUGCACAUGGUUUCAUAUUAUUUGCAACGAUGAAAAAAGCGUCACCCAUUUGUAUCUUGGAAAUGCAAACCUUUCGGGUCAACUUGUUCCAGAGCUUGGCCAGCUCCCAAAUUUGGAAUAUCUGGAACUUUAUAACAAUAACAUAACUGGGGAGAUCCCAAAUGUGCUUGGAAAUUUGACAAACUUGCUGAGUUUGGAUCUUUACUCGAACAACAUUACUGGUCAAAUUCCAGAAGAAUUAGCCAAUCUUAAAAAACUAGAAUCCCUGCGCCUCAACAAAAAUAGCUUGUCAGGAAAGAUUCCUAUGGGUUUGACCACCAUUGAUACACUGAUAGUUCUUGACUUAUCGUCCAACAACUUAACAGGGAAUUUCCCAGCCAAUGGUUCAUUUUCAAGUUUUACUCCCAUCAGUUUUAGCGAUAAUCGUUUCUUGGUGCAAGCCAUUCCGAUUUCACCACCCCCUACACAGAAACAAAAUCCUUCAGGUCAAAAUAAUGAAAAGAUUGAGGCAUCCAAAUGUUGUUCUCUUCAUGGGAGCAGUAACUCAGACCUCCAAAUCUUUCAAUUGUUACUGAAUUUCUUCCCAGUGAUGCAAAUGAGCCUGAGUCUUCUAUGGGUACAAGAGGAUCAUCUGGUGGUAGCAACAUUUAGGGUGUUGAUGAUGUUUUUUAGGAUGAAACUAUUUUAGUGUAUUAUGAACUUUGAGUAAGUAUGGAUUAAGUUGUAAUUGUUUCAAUUUAAAUUGCUUUUAUGUUAAUAUGUUGAUUUUGAGAAUCAAAAGUUCUAAUGAUAUAUAUUUGAG
Messenger RNA from Vigna unguiculata (cowpea), 922 nucleotides. RefSeq names its product somatic embryogenesis receptor kinase 4-like. The record is from RefSeq and is a predicted model, not a curated record. Gene Ontology annotation, molecular function: protein binding. Lineage: Eukaryota; Viridiplantae; Streptophyta; Magnoliopsida; Fabales; Fabaceae.